GUAGGAGCGCGGCUGCCCUGGGACUCAGGGCCAACGUCCCGGCUGCCACCAUGACUCAGGGAUUCUGGAAAGUCUACAAGUCCAAAGUGCUGCAGAGUCUGGGCAGAGAGGGGCAGGAGGGGGAGUUCCAGGAUGAGAGGGAUAACCCCGAGCUGGUGGAAACCACAGAUGCCCCAGUUCUGAUGGAGGAGGGAUCGAACCCCAUCUCCCAGCUGGCACGAAGGGUCCAGGGGGCUGGCGCCAGAGGCUGGAGGAGCAUGUCGUCUCUGUUCAGUAGGGAGGAUGAGCACAAGCUGCUGACCCCCGAGUCCUGCGCUGACCACCCCCUGGCACCAAAGCCAGCAGAGUCGCCCUCUGCAGAGAAGACGACUUCAGGGUUCUGGGAUGUCUUUGCCGCCAAGUGGCAGCAGGCCUCUGCGCUGGACAAGAAGACGGCCCAGCCGGAGAUCAGCGAGCCAGCGGCCGAGUUCAGCGGGGCGCCCGGGGAGCCCCCCGGAGAGAAGGCCUCCUAUUCUAACAACGGCAGCGACCUCCGGGAGCCAGAAGAGGGCGCCUUCAAGUGGGGCUUCCUGGUCAGCAAACUGGCUGAGAUAAGGAAUAAAAAUGCCCCCAAGAGUAACUAGAGCGGAAGGACCUUUCCCAUCAGCCUCAGCACAGGGCCCCUCACUCGGGAGGAGAACACCCAGCACUGUAACCCUUCCAGUCACUGCAAAGGACCCCCCAGCAGCGCCGUCAGCCUGGAACACCCACAGCGUGGCUGCAGUAUCCCACCCCCUCCGCCCCAGAGUCUGUCCCUGUGAGCUAAGGGGCUGGACUGGUCAGUGUCUGACACCCUCACCCUCUCCCCAGCCUGCCCUGGGGUGGAGAGACUAGAGCGUCUCACAUCUCCAAGUUCUGUGGUUCACCCGGGGACCUUGGUCUCCAUGGACUUUGCUCACAGUGACGCCCUCUGGGCCUGCGCACGGGGCUGGGCACGGGGAAGCCAGCACUCUGAGGCUGAAGGAGGGACCUGCAGGGUUCGCCUGCCCUGGAGCCUUGCUCGCCUCGCCUUGGGCCAACAGCGGCACUUGGGUUGGGAGUGCAGGGCUCGGGGUAGCAUCUUGGGGACACAGGGGAGGUCCAGCCAGCACCCAUCAGGCCCAGGAGACUCAAGUAGGUAAAGCAUUGAAACAGCUGAAAACACCCCCCCGUGGAUCACCCUGGUGCAGCUCUGGCCUCUUUGCAGGGUAUGGAUGAGGUCCCCACUGCUGGGAAGCACUUGUCAGAGCGAGGUCUCCACUGAGCUCCCCCCUUGUGUUCUGUACCGUUUGCACUGUCGGGGAGAGAUUCUGGGACCACUUCAGUGUGUAACACCUCUCCCAGGGCUAAGCAUUCCCUGCCCGUACUGUACAGCCUGCUCGCAGCCUAGCGGUUAGAGCAGGGACCUGGGUUGCCAGGUUCUUGUCCCUGUUCUGCUAUUGACUUGAAUUGAGUGACUGUGGGCAAGUCCCGUAAUCUCUUUGCACGAUAUCUGAAAUCUGAGCAAGAGCCUAUCUGCUACCUCCCAGGCAUGGCAUGAGGUGACUGGGCUGAUCCUGCCCCAUGGACUGAGCAAUUAAUGGACCUAGAGCGCUUUGUGAUCCUUGCAUGGUUGGAGUGGUGGAAGCCCAUAGCCUGAGGAGCUGCAGUUCUGUGUACUGGGAUUUCCCAUACCUGGCAAGCCAAGGCUUUCAGAAGUGACCAGAGACUGUGGGUGCCAAGCCUGGGAGACCUUAAGGGGGCCCAGUUUGUUGAAAGAGCAGAGCACCCACCUCAGAAAAGCCAGACCCUCUUUAAAGGUGGCUCCAUUUGGAUACCCUGAAAAUGAAGAACCAAAGAUCACUAGGCGCUUUAAAGAUCUUGGCCAUGGUGGCUUCCUUCGUAACUCGUGUCUGAAAGCCUGGCUGCCCUGGUUACACUUUCUUUGGCCAAAGCCUGGAUAAGAAGGAGCAGGUUCUUCGCACCUCUGGGUUAGCGUUUGGCUAAGGAGUGCCAAGAACUCACCCUCCAGCAGGAGGAGUUCUGGAAUUAGGUGUUCAUGGUGCUGCCCUGAAGCUUGUGAAUUAUUGAUCCACAGAUCCUUGUAAGGCCUGGAUCGCCCAGCCCCAGGGAACCGACCCAGCCAAGCUUCCCUGCAUGAAACUCUGUUUCUGGGACUCAGACCCACCAUCGC
Messenger RNA from Caretta caretta (loggerhead turtle), 2191 nucleotides. It is a transcript of the gene C19H1orf232, whose product is annotated as chromosome 19 C1orf232 homolog. Lineage: Eukaryota; Metazoa; Chordata; Testudines; Cheloniidae. Gene Ontology annotation, biological process: spermatogenesis. The record is from RefSeq and is a predicted model, not a curated record.